This is a messenger RNA of Onychostoma macrolepis, 1321 nucleotides long. RefSeq names its product protein SPO16 homolog. The coding region runs from base 95 to 610 and encodes 171 amino acids. Gene Ontology annotation, cellular component: chromosome. Lineage: Eukaryota; Metazoa; Chordata; Actinopteri; Cypriniformes; Cyprinidae. The transcript has 5 exons. Gene Ontology annotation, biological process: synaptonemal complex assembly; reciprocal meiotic recombination. The record is from RefSeq and is a predicted model, not a curated record.
AGGAUUUAACAUGUCCCAGUUUGUGCCCGUGUGGUCACUGGUGUGUCGGUUUAAAUUUUAAAACUGUAGCACCACAACCGAAUAUCAACUGGAAAUGGCAAUCGAUAAAAACACCUCUUGGAAAACAACACUGAUAAUCAGCACCUCACCUCAGUGUGAUGAAGCCUCGCAGAUUCUUCUAGCGCAGCGGCACAGGAUUCGCCGCUCGGACAGCAUUCUGUCCUCUUCCUUUGUUUGCCCCUUGUCAGGUACAGCUUUCUUGCUGGUCACAUCGGAGGAGUUUCCAGCUAAGCUUGAGAAUGCAGAAUAUUUUGAGAGAAUUGAGAAAUUUGUGCAGGUCCAUAGAAACAGUUUUCUUCUGCUUCAAGCCCCAGUUUACGGAAAAAGGGAGUGGGAGAUUUUAUCAUCAGUGCAAAACAGAUUUCUUGGCUGUAAGCUCAGAGUCAUACCUGUGCACAGUACUGCUGAUGUAGUGAAGGGAAUUCUGGUCAUUGCUAAGGCCACAAGUAAACCCAAUGUGGCGAAUUUGAGAGAUCAGAUGUCUUUGGCUUGUACUCACAUCAUUGAUCAUAGCCCAGUUUGGGGGAUGCUUCAAGAGAUGCAGUUCUAGUGAGAUUUACUCUGUUCCUCUCCAUUCAUGUUCUUAUAGCUUACUAUACUUGUUUUGAACAGCAGAUGUCAGUAUUGUUUCAUAGUAAGUUGUGUCAAAACUGUUUUUUUGCCAUUCAUACUUUGUUGUUUAGCCUUAAAAAACGUUUUCUUUCAAAAUAGUUCAUAAACUAUUAAGAACAAAGUAUAAACAUAGUCUGAGGAAAAAUGUCCACCUUUUAUUUGUGCUGGAAAAGUCUUCAAAGUCAGAAUACAGAAUAGUAUUGAAAAUAUUGAUAUUGUAGCUCUCACAUUGAUCUUUAUCAUUACAAACAUGACAUGCUACAGAGAAGGUAAAUAAAUAAAUUUAUAAACACAUUAUUCAGUUCAGAAAGCAGCAAUUGUCCCCAUUUCAUUUUUGACUGUCUUCAAUGAUUUCCUCUAUACGGACCACAAGGCUUUCCAUUAAGUCAUAUGUGACCAGGGCACACUGCAAGACCUGCAAAUGAUAUGUUUAGUACAUUUUGUUUUAUGAUUUACUGUCACUAUUUUAAAACUGAAUUCAGAUAAGUAGAACUGAUCAUCUAACCUUAUCCUGUGCCUCACAUGGCAUGUUGCCAAGCAUCUCCGUUUUCACAAUCAAGCUCUGAACUGAUCUCUUCCCAGAGGCCUCCUUAAAUUCUGUUGGGAAAAAACAAUGUUACUACAAGUCAAAAUCCAUUUUCUUCACUAU